UGAUUCAAGUACAAUCUUCUGUUUCCUUAUUUGUGCGAUCUUGGGUUCUUUAGAUUGGGUAUAUUCUGGUUGGCUUUCUAUUUCAACAUUCUUGACUGUUGUGUGUCUGAACUUGAGCGCCAGUCCUCUAGUUGCUUAGAGGCGAAUGCCAGUCUUCUUGACUGCACUUGAUUUCAUCCCAAAUCCAAAUUUGUCAAGGUUGAAACUUGGUGCUAUGAUAGUCGAUUCAAAAGUCAAGCUGGCUCCAUUCAUGUUUGAGCUGGAGCCAAUAUUGUAUACUGCUUCUCUUUCCCUUCUUAUAAGAUUCACCUCAAACCUUAUGUCCUUUGCUGUACAGUUUCCUUGUUAUUAUAGCUUCUUUAUAUCUGCAGAAAAGGUAAACUCUAUGUUACACCCCAUCCUUUCUUAGGAGCAAACUAACCAUUAUACCCUUGAGAAUAUUAGUCAAAUUCCACCGUGUUAUCGAUGAGGACUAAAAUGUGAAUUCUCGGUUCAAACGGUGUUGAGUUUCGACAUAAAAUGAGGAAGUUACGGAUGUUAACUGAGUUUCUGAUUAAACUCACCCGUAAUUGUAAAAUUCCUAUGUACCCCUAUGAUUAAUUAACCCUAAGCUAAACCCUUCUAAUCAGCAACGUGUAUAAAUAUAUGUGUAAUGGGGCGGCCGCCACUUCCAAGUUAUGAAGCUCCGGGAAACAGAAUGAGAGGUUGGUCAAGAGCGAGCAACUAGCUAAGAAAAAUGAAAUUGCAAUCCGGCUGUGGCAAAAUUUCCUUUCCCAAGCCCGGGUACCACACUCGCCACCAGUCGACUAGUCGAAUUGUUUAUUCGUCCAUCCAAUUUGGGCCCAGAUAUGGGAGCGCUAUCAAUCGAGGGGUUGAAGAGCAGUGGAGUCGUCCAUGGGCGUUGUGGGCGACGAUCCGAUGACGAGAGGAGACACCGCUUGUCUCUUAAUGUAACGUGACAAUCAAUGGUGUAGUUGAAGGUAGGCCCAUCAUCUCCGUGGAGCGAAUAACGUGGAGGAAAUUACAAGAACCAAGUCCAUUGUUGUUUUGGGAAGGGGAAAAGACGGUGCAAAUAUACAAAGUAGAGCUCUCCUAAGGAUGCGAGACAAUAGGUUGGCGGCGGAUUUAAUUGAACCAGAGGGAUUAAUUGGUGACGGUGGCCUUUGCUACUCGGCAGUGGGAAAGGCUAGCCACGUAGAAAUGGUUCAAUGGUCGAGGUGAGCAUCUAACACCCACAACUUAUCUGAAUCGCUUAAUGUCGCCCUAAAAAUUGCUAAACGUCUCCCUAACUUAAAUGCCAAAUUACCUAUAUACCCUUAAAGAAAAUUUCAAAAUUGCAACAACCAAACAACCCUUCCAAACCCACCCCUUCCUUCCCAACGGAGAUCCCUUCCCUCUUCCUAGCGGCGCCGGCAAAACCCCCCCUCUGCAACUCCUUCCUUCACCGCCGGCAAAUCCCUCCCCCUCUGCAACUCCUUCCCGCCGGCAAACCCUUCCACCUCCAAGUCAUUCCGCCAGCGCCCAAGUCCAUUCCGCCAGCGCCCUUCCCCGCUCGAUCCCGUUGUCGCCGCAAGCCGCUGCGGUCGUUGAUGCUCGCCGUUGCCGCCGUCUCGCUCCCGUCGCCGGCCUCCCGCUCUCCCACCUGCUCACUCGUCUGCGCGCUGUUCCCGUCGCCGGCCUCCUGUCUUUAAACCGCGCACCAUUGCUGGAGAAGAUGGUAAACCCGCCGCGGUUGACCGUUGGUGCAACCGCAAGUGACCUGCGGUUGGCCAAUGACUUGCGGUUUGCCCAUGGUGCAACCACAAGUGACCUGCGGUUGGCCAAUGGUGAAACCGCAAAUGAGAUGCGGUUCCCUUUUUUUUUUAAGAAAGUUUACCUCGUUGGAGUCGCUACUCAUGAUUCAGACGUCCUACCGACGAUUUCAGCUCCAGAAUGACAACGCUGGAUUCUUUCUCUCCUUCCCUCUCCUUGGAUGGUGUUUUUUUUUUCUUUGCUUAGUCUAAGUAGUGUAUGUUGGCACAAGGGAAGGUAAAGAAGGUAAAAGGUUAAAAGUGUAACUUUGAUAUUUUUUAGGGCCCAACUCCCCAACUUAUAUCCCUUAGGGGUCGUUUGGAUGAGGAAUUCUAAUGGAUCAAUCGGACACAAUUGUCUCGUUUUGAGUCAAUUGUGCUAGAUUGAUCCGUUUGGCAGCAGAAAAUUUGGAUGAAGCAAUUUGGGCUGGGGAAUUCUGAAUUGACUCAUUUUGAGCCAAUUACAAUUGUCUGGGGUGGGGGCAGUUAAUCUGAAUUGAGUCAUUUUAAAUGACUCGUUUUGUAAAAUAAAACAAUUGGUCAAAUUGUCUCAUUUUACCAUUGAUCCAUCCAAACCACCAUGCACAAUCUGUUCUGGGUUUAUCAAAAUCAAUUCUCCAAACUUGGCAUAGGUGGAACACGUGCACAUAAUGGCUACGGGUACUAAUUUGGACUCUUAUGCAUGGAGCUAAUGGCAAUGGGUGAAAAGUAGUAGCUUGGUUAGGGAGAUCAUAUAAGACAAUUGUGCGUGUGUGUGUGUUUUUUUUUUUUUUCAAUGCAUGGACGAAUUGGGAAUUGGUAGAAUUGGAUAGCACGACUGUACGAGUAAGUGGCUUAAUGCAUGAAGCGAUUGGUAAUGAGCUGUCAAGGGCGUAUAUAUGUUAACAGCUUGAAGAGUUAGGGGGUUGGGUUUUUGUAGAAAUUGGUAGUAAUCGGUUAUAGGAUGUUACGUAGGUUAUUGAGUAUGCAAGCAAAGAUGAGCAAGCAUCGUUGAGGAGUAAGGAGUUCAGAUCCACCGAAUUAUUCGACUAUUAAGUGAGGUGAGUAUAAAGGGGUAAAUUCUACGCCUUACAUAUUUUCAAGUAUUUACCAUACACAUUUUAAGUAUUUUGUGAAGUGGGUGACAUGGUUGUUUACGUGUUUGGUUGAUUAUAUGUGACUGGUUUAAAUUAUGACUUGAAGUGAAUGUUUAUUAUUUACUUUGAAAUUUUACGAGUAUAAGUUAUUGUUAAAGUUUAAGAAACAAGUUCUUUUUAAAAAGUAACUCACCUUCAAGAAGGUGAAGUCGUUUUAAGUGUUUUUAGUCACUAGCGCCAGUCCGUUGCCAUUUGAGAUUUUCAAAUAGAGCAACAUUUAUGCUCUUGAGAUCUUUGAGGCAGAACAACAGUCAUGCUCUUGAGAUAUUUAAGUUGAGCAGCAAUUAUGCUCUUGAGAUUUUUAAGAUAAGCAGCAGUUAUGCUCUUGAGAAUCGUGGAAGAAGAGCCUUCCAUGAUAAGUUUAAGUUCAAGGAAAGUCUGGAUGGCUUCUCAUACGUAUGAUUUGGCAACCGGACUAGCUAGUGAGGGAUCUCCGUGUCAGUCAAGAAUUUAAGUGGAUAUUUGAGUUUUACGAGUACAGUUUUAAGAGUUAAGAUUUUUAAUAGUGGAAGUGCAAAGCAACUUCUACUAAGUUAAGUAAAGUGAUCAAGUAUUAAUAAGAUGUUAAACAUAAGGGCGUAGACUGACCCCAUCCCACUCACCAGUUUGAAGAGCUAGAGGAGGAGCUAAAGGAGCAGUUAGUGAGCAGCGAUUUCGAGGGCAACCAGUUAGAGGAGGGCAGUAUAAGCGUCACGGAGGAUGCUUAGUCAGGGUUUUCAGUAGCAACAACAUUAGAGAUUAUUAGUUAUUUACAUUUAUGAUUAUGAGUAUAGACUGGAGAUCACUUUGAGAUUUUAAGUAUUGAGUUUGCCCAUGUGUUAGAGCAUUGCUUUGAAUUACAAGUGUGUGAUUUCGUUAUUUUAUUUAUAAAAAUUUUGUUUCCGC
Molecule: messenger RNA, 3811 nt
Organism: Linum trigynum
Lineage: Eukaryota; Viridiplantae; Streptophyta; Magnoliopsida; Malpighiales; Linaceae
Source: the annotation of a GenBank genome assembly